AUGCUUAUCCUUCCUGGGUGGGGAAAAUACACUUUCAAAACAGUAAUAAAUUUAUACAAACUGCUAUUUUCGACUUGGGAUCCUACUGUUGUUCCUUCCUUCUUUCUUUUACAGAUAGCUCUGCCUACAGAGAUCCUCGUCGACUCGACGUAA
This is a messenger RNA of Theileria orientalis strain Shintoku, 153 nucleotides long. RefSeq lists its product as hypothetical. The transcript has 2 exons. Bases 1 to 153 code for a protein of 50 amino acids. Lineage: Eukaryota; Apicomplexa; Aconoidasida; Piroplasmida; Theileriidae. The record is from RefSeq and is a predicted model, not a curated record.